This is a messenger RNA of Miscanthus lutarioriparius, 396 nucleotides long. The record is from the annotation of a GenBank genome assembly. NCBI's taxonomy places the organism in Eukaryota, Viridiplantae, Streptophyta, Magnoliopsida, Poales, Poaceae.
AUGGACUCGUUCUGCGUCCACAUGCCCGCCACGGCGCCGGCGGAGGUCGCGGCGCAGAUGGCGGACGCCGCGGCGGCCGGGCACGACGACGAGAAGCUCCGGCGUGCCCUGGUCGGCGGCGGCGCCGCCAAGGCCGCGGCCGUGCUCCUCCUCGCGCUCUCCUCCAGGUCCCCGCCGGCCGCCGGCGUGUUCCUCCGCGGCGGCACCGCGCUGCUCUGCGCCUACUACGGGGUGCUCGCGGCCGUCGCGCUCUUCGGGGGCCUCGAGGUGGCCGUGGGGUUCUGGGUCGCGGGGGACCCGGACCGCCGCCGCGGCUGGGGCCGGCGGGUCCUGUGGGUGUCCGUCGUUACCCUGGUCGUCGUUGCCGGAUUGGGUGGUUUCGCCGUGCUCAAGUAG